Cooperia oncophora is the source of this 306-nucleotide messenger RNA. NCBI's taxonomy places the organism in Eukaryota, Metazoa, Nematoda, Chromadorea, Rhabditida, Trichostrongylidae. The record is from the annotation of a GenBank genome assembly.
AUGUUGACCUUUGCCUUUCUGCGUUUGUUCCUUCUAAUGGCGGUUUACCACGCGGUAGUGGUAUCAAACAGUUCAAGCACGGACGAUCCAUCAACAACAGACGUCCCUUCAUCAACAGACAACUCAGCAACCUCAGAAGAGUCCUCAAUGGCUCCAGAGUCGAGCACUUCUGAAACAAUGACGACGACUGCUGCCCCUCAGCCCAACAACCGAAUCUGUCCAGGCAAUUCAGGAAUGAUUGACUCUACAAGAGUAACGGCAAAAUCUGCUCACAAUUAUCGCAGACUAGCAAGAGGACAAGUAGCA